Messenger RNA from Blastocystis hominis, 678 nucleotides. RefSeq lists its product as hypothetical. Lineage: Eukaryota; Bigyra; Opalinata; Blastocystidae. Gene Ontology annotation, cellular component: cytoplasm. The record is from RefSeq and is a predicted model, not a curated record. The transcript has a single exon. Bases 1 to 678 code for a protein of 225 amino acids. Gene Ontology annotation, molecular function: biotin--[biotin carboxyl-carrier protein] ligase activity.
AUGCUCCUGUUUUCCCUUCAGAAGCUUUGCAAUCCGUGGAAAUACGCCGUUUCUACGAUUUCGGCGACUGAUCUGGUGGAAACCGACUGGGAAACCGACUGCGUUCUCCUCGUGUUUCCUGGCGGAGCCGCGAAUCCAUACCAUCGAAAACUGUCGAACCGAGUUGGGAAUCGUGGAAACCACCGAAUUCGGGAAUUCGUGGAGAACGGAGGUCAUUAUCUCGGAAUCUGUGCGGGCGCGUAUUAUGGAUGCUCUCACAUCGAAUUCGAUCGAGGCGGUCCGUUGGAGAUUCUGUGCGAUUAUGAACUGGGCUUUUUCGCGGGGAUCGGGAAGGGUCCAGCGAUGAAAGGAUUCGAUUAUAUGUCUGAUAAAGGAGCGCAUGCUUCUCACUUUAAAUGGAAUGGAUCGGAAGGCGUCGCUUUCUUCCAGGGAGGACCGAGUUUCGUGAUCGAUCAGCAUUCCUGCAGAGAAAUUGCGUGGUUCUGCGACCAGCCAGAACUGGCGUGCGAAGCAAACAGUCCUGGAUGCAUUGCUUGCGAGGUUGGAAAGGGGUCCGCUGUGCUGUGCGCGUUUCACAUCGAAUUUGAUCCUUGGGUAUCGAAGAUUUCGCACCGAUUGAUGGAGGAACUGCGCGAUGCCGAAGCGAAGUUGGUAGUUUUUGAGGAGCAUAAUGUGUAG